AUGAUGUGUUUAUUUUCCAGAGAUGGUGUCAGUGAAGGACAGUUCUAUCAAGUUUUGUUGUACGAACUUGAUGCAAUCCGCAAGGCAUGUGCUUCUUUAGAGCCCAACUACCAGCCUCCUGUGACAUUUGUUGUGGUUCAGAAGCGUCAUCACACUAGACUGUUUGCAAAUGAUCAUCGUGACCGUAAUGCUGUUGACCGGAGUGGGAAUAUAUUGCCUGGUACUGUUGUGGAUUCAAAAAUUUGUCAUCCAACUGAAUUUGACUUCUAUUUGUGUAGUCAUGCUGGGAUUCAGGGUACAAGCCGUCCAGCACAUUAG
This is a messenger RNA of Dovyalis caffra, 318 nucleotides long. The record is from the annotation of a GenBank genome assembly. Lineage: Eukaryota; Viridiplantae; Streptophyta; Magnoliopsida; Malpighiales; Salicaceae.